AUGGGGGCUGGGGACGGAGGAUGUGGAGGCCGAGAUUUGAAGAAGAACAUCCAGAAAUUGUCAGAAGAAAAGGAACAAAUUGCAUCUGAGCUACAAGAGCUGAGACUAGAGGCAAAAAGGUUAAACAAGGAGCUUGAAGUUGAGAGACUGGAAAAAGAAGCCAUAAGUAUGAAACUUGAAAAAAGCCAAAAUAAGUUUUUAAAGUUAAACAGAGUGUCGCUUGCAGUCACUCGGGAAUAUGCUGAAACCUUGGACGAGCUAGAAAUGGAACAAAGUUUACGAUAUGAGGCGGAAUCCUAUGCAAGCAAGGUUUGCAAAGAGAAAAAGGCCAUUUCCCGGCAGAGUAUGAUACUAAUGCAGAAUGUUCAACCCGAUGAGAUGCUGAUGAAAGCGCUGGAUGAUGUCCGCUCCCUGACCACAGCUCUGGAGGACACAAAGCAGGAACUGCAGAGAAAGGUGAACAGCCUGGAGUUGCAGUUAUCGGAGAGACCAACCAAAGAGGAACUUCUCACCAUCAAGGAAAACCUAAAUGUACUAAACACGGAAAAAAGUCAGGUAGAAGAAGAACUGAAGGUGAUGAAGGAGAAGUGCACAUUACUAGAAGAACGAGUUAAAUCUCUGGAAGAGGAACUGCAGAGAAGGGGAACAUCAACAAACUCAGUGGAUGAUGCAUCUUUGGUGGCACCACCAGUCUCACCACUACCACCACCCCCUCCACCACCUCCAUGCUCUCUUUUCAAGACUCCAGAAGACCCCUUGGCUUUAAUUAAGCAGAGACGAGGAAAACUAGAGUCAGUGGGGUCACCAGUGACAGGCGGCCCUGAUGCCAGAGCGGAUGCAGUGCGAGAAAUGAUGGAGAGAAUUAAGACCGGAGUGAUACUGCGGCCAGCGAUUGACAGAAAGGACCAGGCUGCAAUGACCAGCAAACGUAAGAGCGCCAUCAGUGAGCUCCAAGGAAUAUUAUUGCACACAGUGAGAAAACCAGCACGAAGAGCAAGCCGCCACCGGAUGAGCCGCAAAGCCAAAGAUGGCGAAUUGGAGUCAGUUCUACAGAGGCGUCGGCGAAUAGUAGAUACUCCUCAAAAGACGGAGAGCGCCCCGAAGACAGAAAAAAACUCAGGGAGUUUGGGAAAAAGCAAUUUUCUGCCUCCUUUGGUGACAACAUUGCAGCAUGAGGAUAAGCUCAGUCCUGAGACACAAAUGAAGAAAACUUUCGACCAACAGAAUAGCCAGAAGAAGGAGCCAGAGAUAUGACAAGUAAUAUGGCAGUAGUAUAACCACAGAUCUAAAGACAUAUUUGAUGUGAUCUUUGAAAUGUUGUAAAUUGGAACUGAGAUAAGAGGCUGCAGAAUGCCAGGAUCUGGUGCAUCCAACCAAGAAGACAUAGGCACCAUAACCUGGCCCAGCACCAAGGUAUCUGCUAGGGAAGCGCUGCCAUGAGGGAGAUGCAGGAUAAGACGCCACACAGUGAUGUCCACCCGAAUGACAUGAAAAUACACAAUUUUAAUGACAACUUCUGCUCCUUUCAUGUA
Molecule: messenger RNA, 1532 nt
Organism: Bufo bufo (common toad)
Lineage: Eukaryota; Metazoa; Chordata; Amphibia; Anura; Bufonidae
Product: shootin-1-like
Exons: 12
Coding region: 1-1254 (417 amino acids)
Source: RefSeq, a predicted model, not a curated record